AUGGGGCCGCGGCCGCUGCCCGGGCUCCUGGCGGGGCCAGUGCUGCUUCUGCUGCUGCUGCUGCUCUCCAGUUGCGGGCAGGCUGCGGCCCCGCGGCCCCGGGACGCCUCCACCGCCUCCCCGCGCCCCACGGAGGCGGCCGGCGGGGCCGCCACACGGAGCAGCAGCAGCAGCCGCCUGGCCGAGGUGUCGGCGCCGCCCGAGCAGGGCCAGCCCAUGACCCAGCGCGCCCUGUCCGUCCUGGUGCUGGCGAGCGCCGCCCUCAUCGUCUACUUCGUGAUCCGGACCGUGCGGCUCAGAAGGCGAAACAGAAAAACCCGAAGAUAUGGAGUUUUGGACACAAACAUAGAAAACAUGGAGCUGACCCCAUUAGAGCAAGAUGAUGAUGAUGAUGAUACAACGCUAUUUGAUGCCAAUCAUCCUCGAAGAGAAGUACGUGCCUUUCAGUGAAAGAACUUAAUCUUAGAAACCAGAGAAGGAGACUGCUUCAUGGGAGAAAUAAGAAGCAAGAGGGUAUGCAAGGGGGCGGGGACUAAUUUAAUUUGUGUAUAUUAUGGCAUCCUUAAUUUCUUGCAAUAAGUAAUGUACCAAUUUGUUGUACCUUUUUGUAUAUAGAGGAUUCUAAAUGUAUAGUCUAUGGGGAGAGAGUGCUAACUGCAGUAAAAUAAAAACCAAUUUGGAAGGGAGAUUACUUGUAAAACGGGUUUUUUUGCUUGUUACAAGUCUUGUAUGCCAUUAAGUGUGGUAUACACUUUUUUCUACAGUAAUCUGGAAUGUUAAUAUUAUUUUUUUUCUGAUAUUAAAAUGUAAGUAAAUAUAGCCACUGUGGACUCCUCAGAAUUGUUAGAACUGAAUUUGAAUUGGGGAGAUGCUUUAUUGUUUACAAAUAAAAACCAAACUACUGCCUUCUGUGUUGAGGUUUUUUUUAAACCGAAUUAACAUGUUUUGUGUAAACUUCAGUGAACAAAUAAAAAACAUGUUUACAGUG
Molecule: messenger RNA, 988 nt
Organism: Myiozetetes cayanensis
Lineage: Eukaryota; Metazoa; Chordata; Aves; Passeriformes; Tyrannidae
Gene: FAM174A
Product: family with sequence similarity 174 member A
Exons: 3
Coding region: 1-450 (149 amino acids)
Source: RefSeq, a predicted model, not a curated record